Molecule: messenger RNA, 2094 nt
Organism: Cajanus cajan (pigeon pea)
Lineage: Eukaryota; Viridiplantae; Streptophyta; Magnoliopsida; Fabales; Fabaceae
Source: RefSeq, a predicted model, not a curated record
AAGUAGACGCCCACGGUAGUGCAGAAAGCAGCCGAUCCGCGCCCACGACCUCCUCUUGAAUCAAAAAUUCGAAACCAUAAACCUUUCACAGGUCACAUUCUCCGGAUACCCCAUUUUCUAUUUUCCUUUUUUAUUUUUUUAGAAAAAUAGAAAAUGUCAUGGCUGGCUCGUUCUUUCGCAAACUCUCUCCGGCUCGAUGGUGACGGAGACGGAGAAAACGACGUCGUACUCGAUCCACCUACCACGUCAUCGAAAGAUCCCCCGCCAGAAAAUGUGCUCCGAUCAGAACCAGAAGAAUACGAAGACACGCAAGGACGCGGAGUCAAAGAGGACCUCGACGAAAUCAAGCAAACCCUAACUCGUCAAUUUUGGGGAAUGGCCUCCUUCCUCGCUCCGCCACCUUCAAAUUCUCAAUCCGAUCCCUCUCCUUUCGUCUCCGACCAAUCCAAUCAUCGCUCUAUUUCUCAACCACAAUUGGAUGACGCUGCCGCGGUUUCCGAUCACUCUUCGGACGCCGAACAGGAGAACGGUCCUGAACCGAAUUCGUUUUCCUUCGGAUCCGAUUCGGAAGGGAAUUGCGGUUUCGAGCUACGCGCGGUUGGAAUUACGGAAGAGGUGUUGGCAUUCGCCAUGAACAUCGCUAUGCAUCCCGAGACGUGGUUGGAUUUUCCUAUUGAGGAGGAAGACGACACCGACGAUUUUGACAUGUCUGAUGCACAACAAGAGCAUGCUGCGGUUGUUGAAAGAUUGACUCCUAGAUUAGUUGCCCUCAGAAUCGAACUAUGUCCUUGUCAUAUGAGCGAAAGUUACUUCUGGAAAGUCUAUUUUGUACUUUUGCAUUCAAGGCUCAAUAAAGAAGAUGCCGGGAUUUUGUCUACACCCCAGGUCAUGGCAGCCAGAGCAAUGUGGAUGCAGGAAUUGCAGAAACAAACAAAGCCUGAAUUUGAAAUUUUUGGAAGAAAUGCUUCCUACCCAAGAGACAUUGCACAGCAUGAUGAUUUUACUCCCAACUUAUCAGAUGAUGGUUAUUCUGAUGACAUGCCUAAUCGGACAUUUGGAUAUAGAACAACCUCUUUCUCUAUGAUGUCAGAUUAUGAAACUGACAAGCACAUGGUUGAAAGUUCUGGAGUGCAUUUCACUGAUAAGUCUGUUAUUGAGGAAAAUUCAAUUAUUAAAACUGAAAACAAGGAUCUAAAAUGUGGUCGACCUUCUCAUAUUAUCAUUCAGGAUUAUGAUGAUGAUGAUGAUGAAUGGCCAGAGGAAGAUUCUGAUUCAGGGGGAUAUGGUGGAACAACUCACCCAAUGGUGAAUGAAGAAGAUAUAUCUUUCAGCGAUCUCGAGGAUGAUGAUUAUGGCAUUAAACCUGUUAGUUCCAGCACAGGUUCAAAGGUGGUAUGAAACUUUAAUCCGGACAUGAUUGUGGUAAUUUUAGGGCCUGUAGACACUAAGAACAGUGAAAAGAGUUGCCUGAUGUUUGGAAAAACAAAAGUGCAGGUGUCUGGAGCAUUCUUCUGUACAUAAUGAAUGGUGAACGAAAUUGCUCAAAAGCUGUGAUGCUAUGUGAAGCAGUCAAAAGAACUUGUUAAUCCUUUAUUCCCUACAUCUUUAUUGCCGCAAGGCUAGGUAUGGGUUCUAAGGUGGAUGCUGUAUUUUGAAACAAUUCAAAUGAAAAGGAAAUAGUGGAGCUAAGACCGAUUUAAUGUUUAGUACCUGUGUUUUAGAGCCAAAACGAGAAUGUGGGAUGAAAUAUGUGCAUCAAUCCGAACAGCUCUGUUUCAUAAAGGUACAUCAGAUAGAUGCAAGAAGUGUAUAUAAAAUCUCGUUUGUCGUCAAAAAUUGAUAUUGAAUUUUCUCAUGUUUUUUUGGCGGUUGUAGUAGGGUUUAGGAUCUCUCUGUUUCUUUCUUUUUUUGGGGUGUCGUCCUCCUGAUUGCCUUGCUGUCAACUGUUUGAAAACAAUAAAGUGAUUAUUUGCAUAGCUUUGAAUGAUCAGAUGGAAUGAUAUUCUUGUAAAGUACACCUCUGCCGGAUUCCCCGCCCGUGGUGGAUAUUUUAUGUUGAGUGCAUGAGAAAUAGAAGGUUAUUAAUUUAGAAGA